AAUGGCGGCCCAGGCUGAGUUUUCUCCAGCUGCACCGGCUUUUGUGAGCCGCAGUGAUGGCUCUCCCUUUCCCCCGAAGGCUCUGUCUGCGGAUGCCGCUCCGUUCAGCCCUCUGGGACCGGACGGCUGGCAGCCCGGUCCGCCGUCGGACGCAGAGAGACAGUUUAUCCGCUGCUCCGCCAAGCUCAGAGCCCUGCGGCCAGACUCCAGUCAGCUCCGGGACGAGCUCAACCUGCUGUUUGACCAACUCCUGUCCGAAAACUACAACAGAACCUUCAACCCCAACAUCAGCAUCAGACCAGAGGAUGUGUGCAGUCUGUUGAAACACGCCAGCUCUCUAGUGCCAUUGAAUCAGGAACAUUUAGUUGUCAAACUGUGCCAACUAGUGCACCAUCUGCUCAACCAGCUGAAGGUAAUAAUGGAUGAGCUGACAUUGGAUGUGCUGGUAAACUACACUAUCCGAGGGUUGAAAGUGUGCAGCGCAUGGACACACUCUGAUGUCCUGUUGGCGCUCUCCACUAUAGUGUAUGGAAAUGGACCUCAGUGCCACCAGCACCUCAGUGACUUACUGGGGGAAGAUGGAGUCCUCCUUGUGUAUAGCUCUCCAUCUCAGCCUGAUAUGGAGUUGCGACGUGUUGCUCUUACCUGUAUGGCAAACAUCUGUCUCAGGAUUCCUGGUCAGCCACCUUUGGACGAUCAGUACAAAAGUGUAUGUUUCAGAGUCUUCCUGAAAACACUGCAGUCGCUCAGACCUCCCGAUACAGAUGAGCUCUUCUACUGCAUGUUGAUUCAGGCAGCACUGAAAGGACUUCAGAGCUGUUUGUCUGGUGGGAAGUGGAAGUUUGGCGGAGGGGAGGAGCUUGGAUCUGCCUUUGCCACACUUAAGAGACUCAUGUUCCAGGGAACUCCAGGUGUGAGUGUUGAGUGGCCAGCUGUGCUUUACCCAGCACCUCUUCCACAGUAUGAAGGACUUUCUUCACUAAAACCACCAGAACCGCCAAAAACAACUGAACCACCAAAGAAUGCUGCUGCACAGGGCAAAUCCUCAGGGAAUAAAAAGAGGAAAUCCAGAGGAAAGGUGAAGAAGAUGUCUGCAGAGGAAAUCAAAGGCAAUGAUGGUGAGGAAGAGGAUACAGAGGAUAUGGCAGUGGCUCAGAAAGCAGCAACAGGAGGAAGAGGAAAAGAGGGCAGUGGAGGUGAAGGAGGGUCUUUAUCCAAACCCUUUGCUCCGUCUCUUUAUCCCUCCUGGAAACAAAGCAGUUCUGAUUCUGAGUUUUCAGACCCAGAGGGUGGUGCACAGAGCAAACUGAGACUGUACCACGGACGUGUACGUCAGGGAGCUCUGUAUUGUCUACUAGCAGUUGUGAAAGGUGUUGAGAAGCGAACUCUUUACGGGUACUGGUCAUCCUUCAUUCCUGAGUCUCCUAUUGGGGGACCACCACCUCUCACUCUUCUCACGAUCAUACUCAAAGACCCCUCGCCCAAGGUACGUGCAUGUGCCCUUCAGGUGUUAUCGGCUAUGCUAGAUGGUUCUCGUCAGUUCCUUGGUGUGGCUGAAGAUACCGCCUCUCCUCGAACAUCUUACACUCCUUUCUCCUUUUCUCUGGCUACUGCCAUCAGAGAGCUGCACCGUGCUCUCAGUCUGGCUCUUCUUGCGGAAACCUCACCUCAAACACUCACACAGAUCAUAAAGUGUCUGGCUUACCUGGUGGCCAAUGCACCCUAUCAUCGUCUCAAACCUGGUCUUCUCAGCCCCCUCUGGAGACAGUUGCGUCACUAUGUGCGCCACAGAGAUGUAAAUGUCAGAGUGUCAGUUUUGACACUUUAUGGGGCUCUGGUGACAACUCAGGCUCCUCUUCCUGAAGUGCAGCUUCUCCUGCGACAGCCGGAGAACAGCAGCACCGGCGCUGGUUCGUUCACCCCACAGGACUCCACCCUCAGCUGGAGGCAGAGAGAUGGAGUGUCCUCGCCUUCUCGCACGCCAGUCACACACUCCCCUCACAAUCCUCACACACCGAGGGAAGAGGACAGCAGUCCGCCAUGGCUGCUGCAGCUGUGUGUGUCACUGGUGACUCAGCCAAGAGAGGACCAAUCAGACAGCGAGGGGGCGGGAUCAGGAGGAGCUGCUGCUUUAGAACAUUCACCUGUCCGGUUGGAAGCAUUACAGGUUUUGUCCCACUUGGUGCGUGGUUACUUCACUUUAUGUCAGCCAUGUCUGUAUGAGAUUGGUCAGGUGAGCGCUCGCUGCCUCAGCGAGACAGACCCCUCCAUACAGCUCCAUGGGACAAAGCUACUAGAGGAGUUGGGGACAGGAAUAAUUCAACAGUACAGAGCAGAGAACAACAUACCUGAGAGUGUAAGGGUUCCUAUGAGCCUGGUGGUGCAGUUUUGGUCUGAUGUCCUGAGUGGGCCGCUGAAUGCUGCUCUACAGAAUGAACAACAUCCCACCCUGCAGACGAGUGCCUGCGAUACACUCUCCUCCAUCCUACCACAGGCCUUCGCACAGCUGCCGGAGAAGACCCAACUCAUGUGCAUCACUGUGCUUCUGGGGCUGACCUACAGUGAAAACUACCUGGUGAAGACUGCAGCAGUCAGAGCUCUGGGAGUUUACAUUCUGUUCCCCUGUCUGAGAGAGGAUGUGAUGUUUGUGGCAGAUACAGCUAACACUAUCCUUGCCGCCCUCGAUGAUUGGUCUGCAAACGUCCGUGCUAAAGCUGCCUGGUCCUUAGGAAACCUUACCGAUACACUUACUGUUAAUAUGGAGAGUGUAGGUGUGGACUUUCAAGAGGAGUUAUCAGAUAUGCUGCUGCUGAAGAUGUUGCAGGCAGCCACAAAAGCAUCAGCUGACAAAGACAGAGUGAAGUGUCACGCUGUGCGAGCGCUGGGGAAUCUGCUUCAUUUCCUGCGUCAGAGUCAGAUGACCCGCUCUGUGUUUCAGCGACCACUGGAGGACGCCGUUCGUGCUCUGGUCAAAACUGUCAAAUCGGAGGCUACGAUGAAGGUCCGAUGGAAUGCCUGCUAUGCCUUGGGAAAUGCCUUCAGAAACCCCGCUCUGCCACUUGAUUCAGCCCCGUGGUCUGAAGAUGCCUUCUCUGCCCUCUGCCACGUCGUCACUUCUUGUAAAAACUUCAAGGUGCGGAUAAAGUCGGCCACUGCCCUGGCUGUUCCUGCACAACGCAGCUGUUACGGGGACACUGAGCGUUUCAACUGCGUGUGGCGCUCUCUGGCUACAGCACUUGAGAACAGCGAAGACACAAAUGACUUCUUAGAAUACCGCUACAGUGCCAGCCUGCGACACACACUCUCACAAGCCCUGUUACACCUGCUUAGCGUCUGCCAGGCACAGGACAUGCCCGCCAUCGGGGCGUCGCUGGCAGGGGAGGAGGGGAAGGGCAUCAGAGUGCACUUAGUUAAAUAUUUGAGAGCAGAGGAAGGAGGAGUAGGGGGAGCAGAGGAGGAGAAAGAUGUAGGAGCGGACAGUUCUAACCCUCAACAGAGACUCAGGGGUCUACAGCAGACCCUGAUCAGACUGAAGACACUGAAGGCUGAAGGGGAGAGGUCGCAAGAGGAGGAGAGUCAUAAAGAGGUUGUCGUGGAGUUCUUGGAGGAUUUACUGAAGAGCUGCGAAGAAUGAUGUGGAGUCAUAUCUGGACUGUAGCUCAGGAUUUAACAAAACUGUCUCAAGUCCAACAGUUUGGGCUGUCCGGGUUCACACAGAUCAGAAUCAUGACAGAACCACGGUUU
Messenger RNA from Sphaeramia orbicularis (orbiculate cardinalfish), 3744 nucleotides. It is a transcript of the gene heatr6, whose product is annotated as HEAT repeat containing 6. The record is from RefSeq and is a predicted model, not a curated record. The transcript is spliced from 20 exons. Lineage: Eukaryota; Metazoa; Chordata; Actinopteri; Kurtiformes; Apogonidae. The coding region runs from base 2 to 3634 and encodes 1210 amino acids.